AGUAGUGGAACUAGUUCCAGUGGUUAGCAUGCGGCUAAAGCCCGAAGGCGUCUGUGGGAGCCGAACGCCUCGCUAAGUUCCCUCAUUGGAUAUUUUACAUGAACAAGACACGCCUUUCCAUCGGCAUCAGCGCGGAGGGUCGUGGGAACCUGCACGUUAUCCCUCGUUGUUUUGUUUGGACUGAAACGAGUCUGUUCUUUUUUGUCAGACGGAGUGUUCAGUGUGUUCACAUGCUGACGGCCCUCCUCCAGGGUGAUGUGAGACAUGGGCUCUGAAAAUCCGGUGGACUUUGAGGUGGUGGCCGCGAUGCACGAGGACCACCAAGAAAUCGGAGGCUUGAUCAACUCGGACGGGGAGGAGGUGGACUUCUCUGACUUCAGAGAGAAUUCCCUCUCUGGAUUUGACGCUGGUGAGACUCCAUUGAAUACAAGCGGCGAGAGUGAAAAGGAGAAGGCUCCAGUCAUUCACACUUGCUCAGUGUGUGGGAAAGACUUCCCCUACGCUUCCAAACUGCAGCGUCAUCUGCGCACCCACUCCGGAGAAAGACCCUUCCCCUGCUCCAUGUGCGACAAAAGAUUCCCCGAGAAGGGGCUUCUCAUGAUCCACGAGCGAGUCCACACUGGGGAGAAACCAUUCCCAUGCACUUUCUGUGAAAAGCGGUUCGCCAGCCAGGGUGAGCUGCGGCUCCAUCGUCGAACACACACUGGUGAACGACCGUACCACUGCACUCUCUGUCUGAAGAGCUUCUCCCGGCACUGGCAUCUGAAGACACACCUGGAGGCCAUGCACUCUGAGAUUGUUGAAGGAUUUAUCCGAAAAAAGUUUCCCUGUUCGGACUGCGAUAAGAGCUGCAACUCUGCCGCGGAGCUGCGGGAUCACCAGAGGACUCACACGGGAGAGAGACCGUACCAGUGCUCUUACUGCGACAAAAGUUUCGCCUUGUCUGGAACCCUGGUGCGACACGAACGCCUCCACACGGGCAUCACGCCCUAUCACUGUUUAGAGUGUGGAAAGACGUUUGCGCAGCAGUGGACCCUGACGACGCACAUGAGAAGCCACAGAGGGGAAAAACCAUACAGCUGCACUGAGUGCGACAAAGCCUUUGUGGCUCCCGGCGAGCUCCGGCGUCACAGCAGGGUCCACACGGGCGAGAAACCGUACAAAUGCAAAGACUGUGGAAAGCACUUUUCCUUAGCAGGAACUCUGAGAAACCAUAAAAAAACAUGUCCGGAGAACCCAUGCGCGUCUGUGGAACCCACGCCAGCCCAUAGUGACGAUAUGACCAUAGUGGCGGAUAAAACGUCCAAGCAUGAGGACGCGGCCGGCAUGAAGAUGUUGAACAGUCAGACCGAAGUCCAGGCGUCGCCUCCUGAUGACCCUGAAUGUGACCAACCCACCGAGCACGAGCACCGGUCAGAGAGGUCCGACGAUGGAGUGGAGAGCAGAACGUCCCACCAGCACUCGAAUGUAACAGUGAAGGAGGAGGAGGAGGAAGAGCCUCUGAUCGCACAAGACGCACUGUCUGAUGCGAAUCCUGAAGAAGAAUGUAACUUGCCUGUGGACGGCAGGGAGCAACUCCCAAUGGCCUUGAAAGCGGAUCCUCAGGGGCGUGAGGAGGAGGAGGAGGAGUCACAGGAGAAUGUGCCUGAAGAAAACGGGACGUUGGACAAAAGUCCUCCCGCGUCUCCAGUCAAGGUGCAGAGCAGGAACACGCCGACCAAAACCUCCUACUGCUGCGGCCUGUGCGGCAGAGACUGUCACAAGAUGUCGGCGCUGCAGAUCCACAUGCGCAUCCACUCUGGGGAGAAGCCGUACCAGUGCUCCAUGUGCGGGAAGCAGUUCACGCAGAAGGGACAGCUGAAGGGUCACCUGAAGGUCCACACUGGUGAGAAGCCCUUCUCCUGCCCCGACUGCGGGAAGAGCUUCGCCCACUCGGGAGCCAUGAACCGCCAUCGCCUCACGCACACGGGUGAGCGGCCGUACCAGUGCGCCGUCUGCCAGCGCAGCUUCAACCAGUCGGGCCGCCUCCGGGAGCACGAGAAGAUCCACCUGGGCGAGAAGUUUGACUGUCCCGAGUGCAGCAAAAGCUUCACCCGCGCCUCCAGCCUCAAGAACCACUUCAGGCUGCACACGGGCGAGAGGCCGUACGGCUGCAGCGUUUGUGGGCGGGGCUUCACUCGCUCGCAAAGUCUGCGGCUGCACAAACGCAAGCACCAGCUGAAGCAGGCGGAGGAGGAGUCGGAGGUGAGUGGGAGGAAGGACAGCGUGUCUCAGAGCGACGACGACGACUCCCCGCUGGACAUGACCACGUCGGAGCGCAGCGACUCCUAGCCUGUCGAUGUAGCAGCGGCCGGGCGCCAUUUGUUCAUUCAAUACGAACCGUGGCUAGUGUCUUAUGAAGUAAGCACUGGAAGAACGCGCUGCCAAACAGAGUUUCACGGCAGUGCAGCGACCCUUGUGAAUGUUUCACUGCGUUGUGAUGUGGUGAGUGCUCACGUGACUGAAGCUCCAAAACCUCUAAUAUUAGUCCGACAUGUUUCGUCAGCACCAAGUCAGAAUUACAAAUGAAUUUUAAUUCAUUUUCCUUACCCUCAUUGUUCUAUUUAUAUUACCUACAUUUUCAUUUGUUUUGUUUUCGUCUUAUUUUUAUUAUUUGAAUUUUACACCUCCCACCGACUGAAGUUUCACAUCUUGUAUUCGCAGCUGCAGCUAUGAUAACCAACUACAGCAAAGCACGUCAUGGGUUCAAAUCCCAGUCAGUUAGUCACCAUGUUCACUGUAAGUUGCUUUAGCCGUUUUGUCUUGUUUUACUACAUUUAUUUAUCUUUGUCUUCCUCCGUUUUCUGCCUUGGAAUUUACUUUUUUAUUCCCUAUAUACUGAGAAGUGUGUCUGACUUCAUUCUACGUUUUUACUUUUAGUAGUAUUGUUUUAUUUAUUUAUUUAUUUUCUGUCCACUGCACCUAAUAAUCCAUGCCAACACAGUUCUCCGACACACACUGCUUUUCAUCCUCUUGUUUUUUCCAUGAAAGCUCCUGUCACGCCGACUGCAGCGAGCAUCACUUCAACACACCGGUGUUUCUCGACCGUAGAUUCUCAAGCCAGACUCUUGAAACACUUCAGUAUUGAGUGAACAAAUGAGCGCUCGAGCUGCGAUGAAGAAAGGGUAAAUAUCUACCUCUGUGAAACCAAUUGUGGUUGAGCCUGAAAAAAAAAAAGAAGUGUCCUGAGCAGGUUUUAGCCAUUUAGUCUGACAUUUUUAGAGCAAAAGUAUUGGAACUCCAGUGACUCAUGUAAAGCUCGUAUAAUCCUGUAUUACAUGAUGGUAGCGUCAUAAUGAAGCUCCUGUAGUAUUUAUUAUCUCCUCAUGCAGUAUUCGUCCUUGGUGCGUAUCGUGAAGUCGUUCUAGUGAGGACCUUCUGCGGCUGUAGAUGUUGACCCAGAAUGGAACAUGAGAUUGUCGACGGUCGAUUCUCGCCCAGUGCUGCCUUCGUCUGAUGGUAUUAGACGUGUCGACCAAUAAAAGUAAGCUACUGAAGAGUGUGUGAGUGAGUCUCAUGUCAGCAGUGGAUGUGAUCAUACGUUAUUUGUGUCUGUUUCCAGCUGGGUUUUACCCAACAUUCUAGCUUUGUACAUUUUUUUUAAUUCUCAUAUUAAUAUUUCCCGUUUCAUAUUGCUGUUCAUUUAGGUAAAAAUCUUUAUUUUUAUUUUACUGGCCCGGAAGUUUAAACCGUGGUCCGUGGUGUACGUCAUCUAUUAACGCCUUUUUUUGUUAUAAAUAAUGGAUCACGACUCAACAUAA
Molecule: messenger RNA, 3800 nt
Organism: Synchiropus splendidus (mandarinfish)
Lineage: Eukaryota; Metazoa; Chordata; Actinopteri; Syngnathiformes; Callionymidae
Product: zinc finger protein 250-like
Exons: 6
Coding region: 265-2331 (688 amino acids)
Biological process (GO): negative regulation of transcription by RNA polymerase II; regulation of cytokine production; regulation of immune system process
Source: RefSeq, a predicted model, not a curated record